AUGGCGCAACCCGAUCCUAGCCACAGCGUCCCUCAGGACCUGAUCUCCCAUGUCCACCUCAUCUCCUCGUUCCGAUACCCGACGAUGCCUCGCAUCGACACCAACGAGGUCGCAAAGUGGCUCAUGAACGCCCCCCAGGUCGCGCGCGACCGGGCGCCUUUCUUCUGGACAUAUCUCGACAAGCCCGCCGACGGCACGAUCCUCCUGACGUGGCAGCCCCUCCAGAGACUGGGCACAAACUUUGCGACGGAUGGCUUCGUCUGGGCGCCACCCGAGCAGGUCUAUAAGCACGACCUGGGUAAUGGGCUGAUGCUGGAAAUCUACUACCUCAAGGCCGGCUACAUUCCGGGCGAGCAGUUUGCCAUGCACGCGCGACGACGAUUCCGACUGGUGCCCGUACCUGGCCACCCGAAUCCUCCGCAGCCGGACAUGAGCCUCUUCAUCGUGCACUAUGGCCCGUCCGAACCCAACGAUCGGAUCCCCGCGCAGAUGGUGCCGUAUGACGAGCGCGUCAACGCCAUCAUGCAGCAGCGCCACUACCUGCUGCGUGCUGGCCAGAUCCGCCGCAAGGAGUUUAUGCUGUCGGAUCGGGUUAACUGGCCGUCGCUUCCAGAGCUCACCCGGCAGCAGAUGGGCCCUCAGAUGGUCCCGCGGGGUGUCCCUCAGCAGAUGGCGUACCCUACCCAGCCCACGCCCGGUCCUCCCGCCAAGAGAGCCAGGCACGCGCAAAACCAAGGACAACAGCCGGCCGUGGCGGGCGUUCCUGGCAUGCCCGCCGUAGAUCCCGCUUUUGACGACGACGAGGACAUCACGAGGGGCGACAUGUUUGAUCACUUGACGCAGCGCGAGAUCUCGCUCAGCCGAUACAAGCAGAACCACGAGUGGAUGGAGGAGAUCCUGUCGUCGGCAUACAGGAUGAACCAGAUUACUCCCACGGACCUCGGUCUCGGUCUCAAGGGCGAGUUGGCUUCGCUGACCGAGGGCAUCUUUACGGCGCAGGGAGGCGAGGCCAUUGCGGUCGAGAAGCCUUAUGUUGGACGUCUGGACAGCGGAUUGGCCGAUGAGUUCCGCAAACGGGUCAACAACCACAUCGAGUCGACGCAAGCCGAGAUCAAGAAGAUGCAGGAAGCGCAUGCCGACGCCAUGGCCAAGCUCAAGGAGAGCUCCUUGUUCGUGACUAAGGAGACGGAGCUCAGAGCCCUCGACGACGAUGUCACUGGAUUCGGUCAGAAUGACAGCCACACGGAUGGCGCGGCCAAAGGCGACGGAAAGCCGCGGCACCCUCCCAAGAAGACGGUGGAUGAGGUGAUCGAGGAGCUUGAGCAGGCUGUCGGGCGAAAGAUUGAGAGUCACCCGGCGGUCAAGCGCGUUCAGGAGGGAGGGUACCAAGCUCCAGCACCCGAACCGCAAGCGCCACCUGCAGAGGAUGCGCAGAUGUCGCGGCAGCCCUCGCAAGCCGGUUCGCAGGCCAGCGGGUUGAUGCUCGGCGGCGAGUCUGACAUCGACAUGGGCGGCACGGCGGCUGGCCUGCUGGACCAGAUGCACACGGGCUUCUCGUCCAUGUCCACGCCAGUCAACAACUUUCCCACUCCCCAGGCACAAAUGUCGGCUGCCCAGUCCAACGCGCCGACGCCAUCCAACGCCAACAAUGCUCCAUCACCGGCCCCGGCGCAAAGCUCGGCGGCACCGGAGGCCCAGGACAGCGCAGCGGCACCCCCGCAGCCGAAUGCCGACGUGGACAUGGGCGGAACAGAGUCUCCUGCCAAGGCAGCGGAGCCAGCUGCAACCACGGCUCCUGACCAGGGCACCGGCAGUGGCGACUGGGUCAUGGUGCCCAAGGGCGGCGCGACACCCGAGGCGACGAGCGCUGGCCAAGAGGCGCCAGCGACUACGGCGGCAGCUGAGGAGGAGGCACCAAAGCCCGACGCGGCCGCGCAAGCCGCUGCGAAGCCCCCGUCGGCGGCCGCGACGCCCGCUGUCACGGACGGCGGCUCGGCGACGUUUGACCAGAACGAUUUCAGCUCCCUCGGCGAUCUGGACACGGCGGGCGAUGCCCUAGCGGGCUACGACGCGCCGGAUCUGGACGGCUCCGCGGGCGAGCUUGGUGAUGGCCUGGAUCUGCAGAUGGACAUGGAGGACUCUGCCUUUGGCGACGCGUUCCACGGCGUGGACGCCUCCAACACGCCGGGUGGCGAGGGACAGGGACAAGAUAUGUAG
Purpureocillium lilacinum is the source of this 2217-nucleotide messenger RNA. RefSeq lists its product as uncharacterized. Gene Ontology annotation, biological process: chromatin remodeling. Lineage: Eukaryota; Fungi; Ascomycota; Sordariomycetes; Hypocreales; Ophiocordycipitaceae. The record is from RefSeq and is a predicted model, not a curated record.